Molecule: messenger RNA, 939 nt
Organism: Acanthamoeba castellanii str. Neff
Lineage: Eukaryota; Discosea; Longamoebia; Acanthamoebidae
Exons: 4
Coding region: 1-939 (312 amino acids)
Biological process (GO): mRNA splicing, via spliceosome
Cellular component (GO): catalytic step 2 spliceosome
Molecular function (GO): mRNA binding
Source: RefSeq, a predicted model, not a curated record
AUGGACGUCUUCGCCUCGUAUGUGGACGAAGAUGAGCUAAACGACAGCGAGGAGGAGAGGGUCGAGGAGGCUGUUGUCCCAUCAUUCGAUGCCGGCAGUGCGGCCGCGACUCUUCUUCCGCUCAGCGUGGAUUUGGCCCCAUCAGUCACUCCCAUUCUCGGGCUGGGCGCGUUUGCCAGGGCGGACUCGAAGGAGGUGACGUUCAACCCCAGGGUGGACACUCUCUACGCGCCCGUCCAGGGACCCGCCACGCUUCCACCGGGCGUGCGACGGGACACCAUCAACAACACACCCACGGGACACGUCGAGCGGACCAACCUCAACACGUUCCUCUUCGACCAGCAGUACCACACCUUCCACUGCUACGGCUUCGCCGCCGACCCCACGGUGAACGCCCAGACACACUCCAUGAUCGGCAGCACCGAGCGCCAGCAGACCAAGGGCGCCACCAGCGUGUUCGACCCCAGCCCGUCCGCCCGCCAGCUCAGGAAGCAGGCGAAGAAGAAGAGGGCGCAAUCAGGCGACCCCGGCACAGAAGAGUACCUCGGCCCCUGGGCUCCGCCGAAGGACGAGACGGCUCCCGCGCAGCUGACGGGGGAGGAAGUGGCGGCCUAUGAGGCGUGGAAGCCCAUCAGCAAGAAGAAGAGGAAGCAGAUGGAGAGGCAGGCCAUGCUGGCAGAGGAGGGCGAAGGCGACGAGGAGCAGGAGGAGCAGGAGAAGCCCAAGAAGGAGAAGAAGAAGAAAAAGAAGAAGAACAUCGAGACCAUCUUCGAGCAGGAAGACGAGGACGCGCCGAGCAACCGCGCCGCUGCCGGCGGAGAGGAGGAUUCUGACGAUGACGAGUCGCGACCUCCGGCGCCUGCGUCGCGAGUGGGUCCAUCCAGGCCACCAGCCAGCGCGCAAGCCGAGGAGGAGGAGGACGAUGAUGAAGACGACUGA